UGCCAUUGCAUUUAAUCUGCUUGUUUUUCUGGUUUUUCUAACUGCUUUUCUCCUUGACCUUGCGCUGUAUCAGCCAGUGUUUCUACCCACAACAGUACAUUAAAGUAGACUUAAUGCUUACUUUAAACUUGCUUCUACGCCUUCAGACACUGAAACCUUUGAUGUGAUGGAACUGGCAGAGCAUGUCAAGAAACAAAGAUGGUGGAACAAAAUGUUCGGCAAAAAUAACUCUGGACCUGUUGCUGAGAAGUACUCCGUUGCAACACAGUUGGCCAUUGGAGGAGUGAGCGGCUGGUGUGCAGGGUACUUGUUUCAGAAAGUUGGGAAGCUGGCUGCAUCGGCUGUCGGAGGCGGCUUCUUUUUGCUCCAGAUAGCUCAUCACACAGGCUACAUUCAAAUAGACUGGAAAAGAGUUGAGCGAGAUGUGAACAAGGCAAAGAAGCAGCUGAAGCUGAGUUCAGACAAGCCUCCUAAAGAAGUGAGAACAAAGUUUAAUGAGGUGCAAGUUUUUGUCAAGAACAACAUUGUUCUCACAGGAGGUUUCGCUGGUGGAUUUCUGAUUGGUCUGGCUUCAUAGGAUCUCUCUCAUUGUUACGUCUUAAACUCUGAGGAUGUCAUCAAACAUCAGAUUACAGCUUAUGUGUGAUAUUGCAGCUUGUAUUUAACUCAGCACUCCUUUAUUAGAUCAACAGUAGAAUGUUAGGACGUGAUCAUAAGGAAACAUUUAAGAAUGUAUGCUUUCAGUUUUUUUGAUUGUGCAUUGAUUUAGUUUGUACUUAAAGCCCCUGUUACAUUUUUGUUUAUUUGAACAUUUUGCUAUAUUAUUUUGGUACAAACUAUUUUUGACACAAGACUUAAGUCAGUUUGUUUAAGCAUGUAAAUAGUUAAAACAUUUGAAAUUGGCCCUUUAAAAACUCAUAUCUAAACUUGCGGUUUUAUGUCAUUGUGAUUAAGCUAAGUGCAUUUAAUUGUUCAAACUUGAUGUUCAAACUUUUUGUAUUAAAUCUGGACAUUACUUCAAAGACCAAGGGGUCAAUAAAAGUUGUAAUUUUAAUUAAUAAUGACAGAAAUGUUCAAAGUAAAUAGACAAUCAGGUUUUAAACAAUUCUGGUUUGCCUUUUCGUCUUUUUUUUUUGUUUUGAUUGUUGUAUUGAUAUUUAUGAAAUACAUUUCAUCUAUUUUCCUAAAUUGCAGCGAAUGCUCAGCACAUCAUGAUAUAAUAUUCCACCUAUAUUAAGUCCAGUUAGUAUUCCAGAUGUUGAAUUCAUACCUAAACUGUAUUACUAGGUUGAAUAAAUAGUGAGAGCCAGA
This is a messenger RNA of Onychostoma macrolepis, 1311 nucleotides long. RefSeq names its product fun14 domain containing 2 (gene fundc2). The record is from RefSeq and is a predicted model, not a curated record. The transcript is spliced from 5 exons. Lineage: Eukaryota; Metazoa; Chordata; Actinopteri; Cypriniformes; Cyprinidae. The coding region runs from base 167 to 577 and encodes 136 amino acids. Gene Ontology annotation, cellular component: mitochondrial outer membrane. Gene Ontology annotation, biological process: autophagy of mitochondrion.